Messenger RNA from Meloidogyne enterolobii, 1194 nucleotides. Lineage: Eukaryota; Metazoa; Nematoda; Chromadorea; Rhabditida; Meloidogynidae. The record is from the annotation of a GenBank genome assembly.
AUGAAAUGUCAAAAUUUCUUUUCUGUUAAAUUUUUGUUUCGACUUUUUUUAAUUUUUGUGUUCCUUACAAAAUUUUCAACUUCUUGUUGCUGUGAUUGUUGUUGUGGUUGCUGUUGUUGUGAUUGUGGAUGUUGUUGUGGAUGUGGCUGUUGUGGGGGAGGAGGAGGUGGAUGUUGUCGAGGAAAUAAUAAUCAAUUGGCGGGUCUACUUGGUCAAUUAUCUCUUGGAUCACAACAACCUCAACCACCUAUCCAAGAACAGGCAGCUUCUUCCGUUUUGGGCCCAGAUUUGUUGCCAGAUGGAUCUACUGAUAGAGGAAACAAUCAAAGAAUAUCAGAAACAGAAAAUAUUUUUGGCAAUAAUGAUCAAUUUAAAAAAAGAAAACGAAGAAGAAAAAGAGGAAUAGUUGGAAGAAUUGAAUAUAGUAAAGGAGAUAAACUUUUAAAUAUUUUUGAAUGUCUUUUUAAAAGUUUAAGAGGAGAAAGAGAAAAAAGACAAAUGAUAACAAUGCCUUAUUUAUCUUCAACAAAAAUUCCAUCAAAAUAUUUGCCUUCAGAUUGGUCACCCGAUAAUAUAAAAACUAAUGAAGCACAGACUUCUAUUGGCCCUGGACUUUUGCCCGAUGGGUCAAUAAGUCAACAAUACUCUAAUCAAAAUAAAAAUUUAAUGGGAAACGAUAAUAGUGAUGAUUAUUUUGGGGGAAAUGAAUUUUUUGGGGGAAAUUCCCAAAAUAAUAAUUGGCAAUUAAAAAGAAGAAGAAGACGGCAACUUAAUUUUGAUGGACAAAAACCUUGGUUUGGAUGUUGGCCACCCGGAACAUUAUUUACUUGCCAAUUACUUUUGGCAAGAAGGAAGCGAAAUGAAAAUAAAAAUAUAUUUCAAUUGGGUCUGGUACCAUUAGAAAACAUUAAACAAAACAAUACAACAUUUCUUAAUUUUCUUCUUGGAAUUAUACCCGAAAAUAAAGAAAAAAGUUGGAGAAUAAAUAGAAGGAAAAAGAGAAAUAAUAAUUUUUCGGCUACAAAAGAUGGUGGAGAAUUUGAAAUUCAAAAAAGAAUAUUUUUGUUUCCGGAAAAUUUUUUGGAUAUUAAAAAAGAAGAGAAUAAUAAAAGAUUUAAAAAACGAUUAUUUUAUAAAACAAUUAUUUCAAAUCCAGAAAGAGAACAGGAAAAGACUGAAUUUGGUUGUGAUUAA